UCAAUGCACAAGAUAACUCAUUUUAUCUAAAUUGUCACAUUUUGAAUAUUGAUUAUUGACAAUUAUGACAACAAAAUUAAUAUAGUCAAGUUACAAUGUAUAUAAACUGAUGAAACUUUCUUGGUCUACUUUUAAAAUGAUUAAAUUUGAGCAAAUUUGUGUCAUUAGGUUUACAAUGGUAAUAAUUAUCAUUCUCAUUUUAUUAAUACGCAUAUUGUACAACCCUACGAGUGAACUAGACAUUAAACUUGCUUAAUGUUGUUAUUGUAUUGUCUUUAUCUAGGGCAAAUCAAUCACAAACAAUGAAAGGAUAUCCUGUACUAUUAAUACUUCAAUAAUUGAAAUAAUUAUGAGAUAUUCAAUUGUGUCUUGAUUUAACUAUCAAUUGUUUUCUUCAAGUUUUAUUACUCAUUGUGUAUUGUUUCAUUGAAUACAAUAAACAAUAAAAAACUGUGUUGUUCUCUAUGACCUAAAAGCUCUUUCCUUUGGUAUAAAAGUGAGGCAAAAACCAAACAAAAUUUAUUCGUAUUCACUCAUUCAUUCAUGAUGGUUGAUUGUAAUGAAGUUAUCCUUGAUGGUUUUUUCCCACAUCUUCCUCUCGGUAUUUCCCAGAGUGACAUUAGAAGUGAAUUAGAUGAUAUUCCUUCUGUGUUGGUUCAAAACAGUGAUAUUCCGCCUGUUGCAGUUCAAAACAGUGAUGAAUCGACUGGACGGAGCCCUCCUGUAGCAGUCCCAAAUACGGAAAACACCAAUUCGAUAUAUCUUUGCGAUGGUAAAUCGCCCUUUUGUGGUUUCAACCAAAUUGUUGAUGCAGAGUAUCCUGAAUACAUAACCUUACAAAGCAGAAUCGAUACGUUUUCAAACUGGAACAGUGAAAACAUUUCUGUGAACAACCUAGCUGAAGCCGGUUUCGUAUACAGCGGGAAAGCUGACAUUGCUGUUUGUUUUCAUUGCGGAGUACAUGUUGGUAAUUGGUUGCCUGGAGAGGAUGCUUGGGUAUCACACGCAAAAUUCGCUCCCUGGUGUACAUUCCUUUACAUCAGAAAAGGAUUUGGUUUCAUCGAUGCAUGUACAGGAGAUCAACUUUUGCAAGUUCAAUCUUCACCAAUCAUCGAGCCAGACAAUGAUCGAUAUAAAUGUAAAAUCUGUUUGGAAAAAGAAAUUGGCGUUUGCUUCUUCCCGUGUGAUCACGCCGUGACUUGCGUUGAUUGUGCACCAGGUAUCACUAGUUGCCCAAUCUGUCGUGAGAAAAUAACAGGAGUAAUAAGACUGAAACUUAUUAAUUAAGAGUCAUUUACUAUGAAGUACCUACAAGAGAACGUUUCUAUUGCAAACAUUGUAACAUCAUAUACUUUAAACUCUAAACUUGAUCGUAAUCUAAUAAAAGAAAAUUUUAAAUUUAUAAAGUAUCCAAAAUCAUUUUCAGGCGGAAUAUUGAAAUAUUGUGAAGGUUGUUUGCUGAUUUUUGAUUCAGGAAAAAUCAAUGUAACGGGUGUUCAAAAUAUAGUAACAUCAAUGUUACUGGUUGAUCGAUUUUGUUCUAAAUAUCCUUCCAACAUAUCUUAUUCAACAUUUAAAAUAGUGAACAUAACUGUUUGUGCAAAAAUUAUUGGUGAUUUUGACUAUGAAGCGCUCUUACGUCACCCAGGAUCGUCUUAUGAACCAGAGCUUUUUCCAGGAAUACAUCUUAAACUUGAUGAAUCAAAAGUAAUUUUUAUAAUCUUCAGAUCAGGAAAAGUAAUAAUAACUGGUUUGAAAGAGCUGUCAUCAAUUUGGCAUUAUUGCGAUGAAUUCGACUACAAUAUAAGACUAAAAUCUAUAUAAAGAACCGUCUAAAACUAAAGUAAGCAACGCAAUUGAAAAUGGAAUCUCCUCAAGCAGUCCAACACAACUUAUGGUACAGAAAAGUCCUCUUUGUUGUUCAACUAGCUGUAUUGAUAGCAUUGCUGAUCACAUCUAUUGUGAAUAUAAUUCUGAAGACUGGAAACCUGCCUCUAUGGACAGCC
This is a messenger RNA of Tetranychus urticae (two-spotted spider mite), 2006 nucleotides long. Lineage: Eukaryota; Metazoa; Arthropoda; Arachnida; Trombidiformes; Tetranychidae. The record is from RefSeq and is a predicted model, not a curated record.